Messenger RNA from Drosophila ananassae, 1586 nucleotides. RefSeq lists its product as uncharacterized. The record is from RefSeq and is a predicted model, not a curated record. NCBI's taxonomy places the organism in Eukaryota, Metazoa, Arthropoda, Insecta, Diptera, Drosophilidae. The transcript is spliced from 3 exons. The coding region runs from base 112 to 1515 and encodes 467 amino acids.
GAAAGAUCUAAAAGUCAUUGUGACAAUCGAGUCAGUGCGGAACACGUUUCAGCGACGAAAAAAGAAAGUGAAAAAGUAAAAAAAGUUAAUUUUCAAUUAAUUCAAAAAAAAAUGUCAAAGAAAUUCAAUCCUAAGAUGACCUGCCGUGACCAGGAGGCGCGUGCCAAUAUCGAAAUGAUUCGCAAUCUUCUCGACGAAUUGCAGCAGGAUCCGGAGAUUGAUUCUCAACGUGCUUUUGAGGAUGCGACCUACACCAUAGUUCGCGAACAACUUAUGGAGAAUCUUCGCGUAGAGACUGAGGCUCUGAAGAAGCUCUAUGAGGAGAAAGUCAAGAAAAUGACUGAAGAAUUGAAGAAGCGUCAUGAGCAAAAAGUCCAGCAGCUUACUCGUGAAUUUGCUAUGGUUUCCGGAGAGCGAAAGCGUACCCGAAGUCCACUUUCUUUCGAAGGUGGAUCUUCUUCUCCCAAGUCGCGUCGUGUCGGGGUUGUCAAUCCGCUACCAACCCAUGGCUCUGAACGGAGCAAUUCUAUCUCCCAUAUCCUGGGGGGCGACAGUAUUCCCUCAACAUACCGACGCAGAGCCGCGGGACAACCAGGUCCGCGGGGCUUUGUUUUUGACGAAGAAACUGCAGCUGCCACACGUCAGUCUGAGGCAAACAGGGCUAUGUCGAGAGAUAUGCCCUCCACUUCCAGUUUCUUUGGACAGUCCACCUCUCAGGGUCCUACUUUCGGGAAUGAAAACCGAUCGGGCUCACGGUUUCUGGAGUUAUGCGGGGCUGAACCAUCGGUGCCAUCGACAUCCCCCUCUCAGGGCUAUAAUUCCUCAACCAACUCACGCCGGUUGGAGCUGUACAGGGCUGGGCUGUGCACCUAUGGGUAUGAGAUAUCCACCAGUUCGGGAGAACCCACUCGCACUUUUGACAAUGAAGCAACAUCCACUUCUCGUCGUUGGGUGGCAUCAUGGGAUGAGGUGGAAGAAUCCACUCCCCGGGCUUACAACCUCAACAUAAGAUCCGAAUCCAUUGAAUUCUAUCUGGACCUGUACCGAGCUCGACUGAUGGCCGAAUCUGCCGCUCGAAGUGUGGAAGAUGCCACGCCAUGGAUCUACAACACCAACAUUGAAUCGUCAUCCACUUCACGUCGCGGGGAGGACGAUGAGGAGAGUCUGGAGGAUGACCGGUACAGUCUGGAAGACGCCACUCCCUGGAUCUACAACACUAACCCCCAACCCCCGACUACCUCAUGUCGUGUGGAGGCAUACCUGGUUGAGGAUGGGAUGUGCACCUGUUCCAUGUCAGCGAGUAGCAUAGAGGAUGCCACUCCAUGGAUCUACCAUACUUACACUGAAUCUCCAUCGGCCUCACCUCGUUUGGAGGAGAUUAAUGCUCUGUUUGACGAUGAGACUCUGUCAUCGGGAGAACCUACUUCUGACAAUGUCUUAAUGCCAACCCCGAAUGAGGAGGAGGAUCAGUCUGGUUAUGAAGAAGAGCAGGACGAUGAUGAUUCCAGCGCUUAGAUUCCAAGAAGUCCCUAUAGAAUUGUGAGAAAUGCAAAUAAAUCAUUGCUGAUGCACCACUGUGCUCAUUA